CUUUUUUCCCUUUCUCCAACCCAAAACAACACAUAAUAAAAUUAAAAAAAAACGCAGCGAACUCAUUUUCCUCUCAAAGGAAAAAAAUUCAAAAAUCCCCAAAUUCUCAUUCCGAUUUUGAUCUUCUCAAUUAGGGUUCGAUCUGCGGCGUAGCAACGAUGCCGGAGAUCGAACAACAACUGCCGGAGGCAACCGCACUGUUCGGAAAAUACGAGCUGGGAAGGGUCCUAGGCUGCGGCGCGUUCGCCAAGGUGCACUACGCGCGCAACGUGCAAACCGGUCAGAGCGUGGCGGUUAAGAUCAUCAACAAGAAGAAGCUCGCCGGAACCGGCCUCGCCAGCAACGUCAAGCGCGAGAUCGCCAUCAUGAGCCGCCUCCACCACCCCCACAUCGUGCGCCUCCAUGAGGUUCUCGCCACGAAGACCAAGAUCUACUUCAUCAUGGACUUCGUUCGCGGCGGCGAGCUUUUCGCCAAGGUUUCUAAGGGUCGGUUUGGGGAGGAUCUCAGCCGUCGGUAUUUCCACCAGCUGAUCUCUGCCGUCGGGUACUGCCAUACCCGCGGCGUGUUCCACCGUGAUCUCAAGCCGGAGAAUCUCCUCCUUGAUGAAAAUGGCGAUUUGAAGGUUUCGGAUUUCGGGUUGAGCGCUUUGAGAGAUCAGAUCCGACCCGACGGGUUGCUGCAUACGCUUUGCGGAACUCCGGCGUACGUGGCGCCGGAGAUUCUCGCGAAGAGGGGCUACGAUGGCACGAAGGUGGAUGUUUGGUCAUGCGGCGUCGUUUUGUUUGUUCUUGCAGCUGGGUAUCUUCCGUUCAAUGAUCCGAAUUUGAUGGUGAUGUACCGGAAGAUUUACAACGGUGAAUUCCGGUGCCCGCGGUGGAUGUCGCCGGAUCUGCGGCGGUUUCUGUCGCGGUUGCUUGACACCAACCCGGAGACCCGGAUCACCGUCGAUGGGAUGACCCGGGACCCGUGGUUCAAGAAGGGAUACAAGGAGAUAAAGUUCCAUGAGGAGUAUCGACCCGAAUCUGGAUCCGGAUCUGGGUCGGAGGUGGUGGACUUGAACGCGUUUGAUAUCAUAACGUUUUCAUCGGGUCUUGAUCUUUCGAGAUUGUUCCGGCAAAAGGAAGGGGAGGAGAGGCUGGUGGUGAGUGGGACGCCGGAGAAGGUGCUGGAGAUGGCGGAGGAGGUGGGAGCGGCGGAGGGGAUGGCGGUGAGGUGGAAGAAGGAAUGUGGGGUGGAGCUGGAAGGGCUGAAUGGUGAUUACGGGAUUGGGAUUGAUGUUUCCCGGUUGACGGCGGAGCUGGCGGUGGUUGAGGUUAAGAUGAGGGGUGUCGACGCCGUGGCAUUCAGAAAUCUCUGGGAUGAAAAGCUCAAGCCUCAGCUGCUAGGUGGUGCAACGACGUCGUAUCAUCAGGAAGUGGAGCCGGAGUCACCGGAGUCGCAGGUUGCCAGUGAUUAGAUUCAAAUGAAAUUCUCUCCCAAACUUUUUUUUUUAAAUUACAAAAUGGGUUUAAAAACCUAAAUUCGGAAACACAAAGUCCAAUUCAAAAAUCAAAAUUGUUAAGAAGAAGAAGAAAAAAACAAAUAGCUGUAAAAAAAUUGGAUUGCUGUUGUUGUUGAUGCCAAAAUUGAAGAUUGGUGAGGUAGGACAUCUGCCAAAAGUGUAUUAUUUGUAUAUUUAUGUUUUUUGUUUUGUUUUUUGGUUUUGUAUAUUAUAUAUUAAAGAAUAAAGGAGUAUUUUUCUUUA
Molecule: messenger RNA, 1745 nt
Organism: Lotus japonicus
Lineage: Eukaryota; Viridiplantae; Streptophyta; Magnoliopsida; Fabales; Fabaceae
Product: CBL-interacting serine/threonine-protein kinase 11-like
Exons: 1
Coding region: 159-1457 (432 amino acids)
Biological process (GO): signal transduction; protein phosphorylation
Molecular function (GO): protein kinase activity; ATP binding
Source: RefSeq, a predicted model, not a curated record